This is a messenger RNA of Henningerozyma blattae CBS 6284, 2220 nucleotides long. RefSeq lists its product as uncharacterized. Bases 1 to 2220 code for a protein of 739 amino acids. Gene Ontology annotation, biological process: microtubule-based movement. Gene Ontology annotation, molecular function: ATP binding; microtubule binding; microtubule motor activity. The transcript has a single exon. The record is from RefSeq and is a predicted model, not a curated record. Lineage: Eukaryota; Fungi; Ascomycota; Saccharomycetes; Saccharomycetales; Saccharomycetaceae.
AUGAGUGAUUUACCUAAAGAUUAUAGAUACCCAAGCAGUGGUGUUAGUGGUCCAACAACCCCAACAAAGAAAGUUGCAAGUAGAAGCAAUAUUCCAUCUCCAAAGGCUAAUUUAACACCACCAAGGUAUUAUAAGAAACGUGUAGCGUCUACGCCACCUCGUCGUGAAGAGCUAUUAGCUUCAAUAUCAUCUAUAAAUAAUAAUAAGGAAAAUGUAGAUUUUCACAGACAACAAAGAUCAAGUAGUUCACACCAGACUGCUGAAUUAAGCUCAUUUUAUAAGGAAUAUAGUCUUCAAUUGAAGUCAUUACAAAGUGAUGUUAACAAUCAUCAAUCUGUAAGAGAUAAUUUGAGCAAUAAAAAUUCGCUAUUAGAAAACGAAAUAUUGUCAUUAAAAUUUAAAUUAGAUUCUUUAAGUAGUAAUAAUUCUGUAUUUGUGGAAAAGGUUAAAUCCAAAGAGAAUCAGUUAAAAGAACUAAAUGAAAUAAAAAUAUUAAAGGAGAAAAAUAUCGUUGAUAACCAUCAUUUGGAAAUAAAUCAAUUGAAAUCUACUCAUGAUAAUGAAUUAUCAUCUAUUAUUAGACAAUAUAAAAAAAAAUAUGAAUCAACGAAAUUUUCCAAGUUAGAAAGUUUUGGUAACCAAAAAAAAGAUAUUAACGAAAAAUUAUCAGUAAUUUCCAAAGAUAUUAUUAAUAAUGAAAAGAAUUUGAACUCUGAAUUAAGAAAAGUAGAUAAUAACCAGUCUAAAUCUAACAUCGACUGGCUAAAGGAAAACCAAACUCAAUAUAAUGAAAAGACAAAAGAAAAUAAUGGUUUAACCAAAGAAAUUUAUAAAUUAUCUGAAAAUAUCAAGAAACAGUUAGAACCAGAUUGUAGUAAUAAAAGAAAGGAACUUCAAUUACAAAUUGAAAAUAAUAAUAAUUUAGAUUCUGAACUAAGUGAUGUUCUAAAGGAAAAGGAAAACCUAAUCGAACACAUCUCUUCUAUUCAAAAGAAACUAUUAGAUUUAAAAAAUGAGAAUGAAACUCAAUUGAAAUUAAUUGAAGAUGAAAAUGAAAAAAGAAAAAUAUUAUCUAAAUUAAUAAUUGAAAAUGAUACCAAUAGGAGAAUAAUUCAUAAUCAGUUUCAAGAAUUACGUGGUAAUAUACGAGUAUAUUGUAGAGUAAGACCUCCUUUAAAAAAAAUUACUAAUUCACCACAAACUUCACACUUUUCAAUUGAAAUUCCAGAAGAUAAAAAUAUUCUUGAAGUUCAAAAUUUCGAUCAAACAAAGGGAACACAAACCAUUAAGGUCAAGAAAUUGGAUUCCAACAAUAAUGCAACUUAUUCUUUUGAAUUUGACCAUGUUUUUAAACAAGAUGAGGGGAAUUCUGAAGUAUUUAAUGAGAUUGAACAAUUGAUCCAAAGUGCCUUGGAUGGAUAUAACGUUUGCAUAUUUGCUUAUGGACAAACAGGUUCAGGUAAGACAUAUACUAUGCUGAAUCCAAAUGAUGGUGUUAUACCGAUGACUAUUAAAUAUAUUUUUAAUUCUAUGGAUUCUUUAAAGAAAAAUGGUUGGGAAUAUAACGUGUCGUGUGAGUUUAUCGAAUUAUAUAAUGAAAACAUUAUUGACUUAUUCCGUGAUAAUGGUCCAACAAAAGAUUCCAUCUCACAUGAAAUUAGACACGAUGAUCAAUCCAAAAUAACAUAUGUAACAAACAUUAAACGAUUUAAAAUAGAAAAUAUAUCUGAUACUAUUGGGCUAAUAAAUAAAUCUAAAAUUAAAAGAAUGACAUCUUCUACCGGAUUAAAUUCACAUUCGUCAAGAUCACAUGGGAUCUUCAUUAUAUAUUUAGAAGGUUACAAUCAUAAAACAAAUGAAAAAUGUAUAAGUAAAUUGAAUUUAGUGGAUUUAGCUGGUUCAGAAAGAAUCAACUUUUCAAAAGUUCAGGGGGACAGGUUAAAAGAAACUCAGAGCAUUAAUAAAUCAUUAAGUUGCUUAGGUGAUGUUAUUCAUGCCUUAAAUAGAGGAAAUAAGAAUCAUUUGAAUUCUAACGAUCUGCAAAAGACAAGACAUAUACCAUUUCGAAAUUCUAAACUUACAUAUCUUUUAAAGUACUCAUUGAUAGGGGAUUCUAAAACGUUAAUGUUUGUGAAUGUUUCAUCUAAUGAAGCACAUUUAAAUGAAACGAUUAACUCAUUAAGAUUUGCAACUAAGGUAAACAAUACCAAAGCUGAAUAA